GAAGGAGCUACCGUUGGCUAGGGACCAAAGCACAAAAUGGUAUUUAGAAUCUCUGGCAUGCCUCAAUGAUCCAAGCUUGUCAGAGGAAAGGAUUGCGCUCGCAAAAACUAUUUCACUAAUUUUCAUAAUUGAUGACAUCUUUGAUCUUUACGGGACACCUGAUGAACUCACUCUAUUCACACAAGUUGUCAACAGAUGGCAUUAUACAGACAUGGACCAACUGCCAGACUGCAAGAAGAUAUGCCUCAAAGCUCUUGAUGAGAUAACUAAAGAAAUUAGCCACAAGGUGUACAAGAAGCAUGGAUGGAACCCAAUUGAUUCCCUAAGGAAGACGUGGGCAAGUUUAUGCAAUGCAUUUCUGGUGGAAGCAAAAUGGUUUGCUGCGGGGGAGAUCCCAAAGCCUGAGGAGUACUUGAAGAAUGGGAUCAUCAGCACAGGAGUAUAUGUGGUGCUAGUACACGUUUUCUUUCUGUUGGGUCAAGAUAUUACCAAGGAAAAUAUGGAGUUAAUAAACAACAAUCCAGGCAUAAUAUCAUCCACGGCCACAAUUCUUCGACUCUGGGAUGACUUGGGAAGUGCCAAGGAUGAGAAUCAAGAUGGCCGAGAUGGAUCUUAUGUGGAUUGCUACAUGAAGGAACAUAAAGGCAUUACAAUGGAGGAUGCACGCCAACAUGUUAUGCAAAUGAUUUCAAAGGCUUGGAAGCAGCUGAACCAGGAGUUCCUCUCUUCAAAUCCAUUUCCAUCUUCAUUUAGGAGGGCUUCCCUCAAUAUUGCAAGAAUGGUUCCCCUAGUGUACGGUUAUGAUAAAAAUUACUUAAAAAGCAUGGAGGAGUAUGUGGAAUCCAUUCUCUGUGAAAGGACCUAAACCAAAAAAAUGGCUAUUAUUUGGAGUUGUCUAUGAACCUCAAUACAGCAGUUUAUGAAAAUGGCUAACAAAAGCCAUCACUCUAAUAUUAAUCAUAGACGAUGUUUAUGAUAUUUAUGGCUCACUUGAAGAAAUAGAGCACUUCACAAAUG
Molecule: messenger RNA, 1017 nt
Organism: Rubroshorea leprosula
Lineage: Eukaryota; Viridiplantae; Streptophyta; Magnoliopsida; Malvales; Dipterocarpaceae
Source: the annotation of a GenBank genome assembly